This is a messenger RNA of Sebastes umbrosus (honeycomb rockfish), 1188 nucleotides long. RefSeq lists its product as uncharacterized. The transcript has 4 exons. Lineage: Eukaryota; Metazoa; Chordata; Actinopteri; Perciformes; Sebastidae. Bases 23 to 628 code for a protein of 201 amino acids. The record is from RefSeq and is a predicted model, not a curated record.
CAUCCUCAUCAUCAUCCUCAUCAUGAUGUGUGUAUGCUCCAGGACUCUGGCUGCUCUCCUCUGGCUCUUCGCCGCCGCCUGCUGCGCUCCUGCCGGGCAGCCUGUGCACGAUGCGUGCGUGGACGUGCGGAGGAGCUCUCUGGAGCUCAAUGACAUCGCUCACACUGUAUCAAUAGAGGCACGAAAUGGAUCCAAAGAUGUGACAGAUUUCACCACUGCACUCGUUUGGAUGGAGGCCAAAGACAUGUGUGACCCUGAGACCCUGAAACAGAAGUCUGAGACAUGUCUCGGGAAGAUGCUGGACGUCCUGACGAGCUACAGGUCUGCGGUGGAGAGGCUCGCCGGGUUCGAGAGCUGCUCGGAGUCUGUCAUCAAAGUGACGAACAAACUGCACAAACUGCACCAAGACAUGAGCAAAUGUGUGAGGUCCAAGAAGUCAGGGACGGACCACCAGAAGGAGUCCAACAGCAGGAAAGAAGACAUCCAGCCCGUUGACCUCUGGGAGGAGGCUCUGCUGUGCCACUACACCAUGGACAGACUCUUCUCCUUCUCCAUCUUCACCGCUCGAGUCUUUGCCGUCGGCGACCCGGCUCAUCACACGGAGGGCUCGGCUCAGAGGUGCAUGUAGAGCGUGAACGAGCAUCCUGUGUGUGUGAUCACAUUGAUCAAAGCCUCCAUAUACAGCCUCCACUGGCUGAUAUCUACAACAGUGUUUCCACUCUUGUUCCUCCCCAUGUGUACAUGGAAUGUAUUUCCAAUGGAAUUAUUAUCUAACAUAUUUAUUCAAUUCAUAUUUAUUGUAUUUAUUUAUUGGUAUUUAUUGAAAUCAGUUGAUGUCCUUUUUAUGCAGAAUAAAUCUAAUAUUCAAACCCUUUCUUCAUCACUGUCGUUUUGUGGUUCAUAGAUGUUGUCACAGUGUUUUUUUGUACCCAUUGUUCCUUCCACUGAAAACAGCUCAUGAAGGAACUUCAGGAAGUUACCGGCGCUUUCUGUGAAUGAAAUUCCAAAACAACAGUCAGACAGAUAAAUAGUGAGAGGAGGAGGAAGCUGUGCUUUCCUGAAACAGUCCUGCUGCUCUCCGGAGAUCCACAGCUUCCUGCAGACUUCCUCCCCGUCAGUGCGGUCUAUUGUAGAGUUCCCUCACACACUCUGAUGGUGCAAUGUUGCUAGUAAUUCAAUACAAAAGGA